UGAAAGCUGUCUUUGAAGGCGUCGCUCAUGUUUGUUUACCGAUGCUAGUCCCUACUAAUUUUAUAUCGUCAAAAACUGGACAGACCGGUUUUACUUAAGAAUUCUACAGAACUCAGAUUUAUGGUCGGUAAUUACCAAAGAGGAUACUUCGUUUCGCCGAAGGCUGAAUGAAAAACCGGUGAUUCUUCUCAUUCUUUGUUGUGGGGUUUAAAGUCAGUGAUCGAGGAUUUCAAUGAAACAGGUCAUGCCACGUCUAAAUAGUAAAAUAAACUCGUCUGAUAUCAAAUAUAAGGAGGACGUUUAUAAUGUCAAGAGGACGCCCUCCUCUCCCAAGGGAGGCCCUAAGAAAAGAUCCGCCUUUGUUGAUCUGACCAAUACGACCAAAACCCAGACAGGCAUCCAAGGAAAAAGUGUCAAAACAGUCAAUAAGGCUCCAAACCGCAAAGUGAUCGCCAAGACUCAUGUCAUCCAGAAAGAUUGUAAGGAUUCCUCUUCUGAAGAACAGCCCAAGAAAGCUGAAUUUAAAGCAGAGGAAUUGCCAGAAGAUUGCUUCAGUGUGUGUCAGCCUGAAGAGCAGUCGACAGUCCAACAGCAAAAGGUUUGUGUUGCCCGGAUGCCUGAGGAGUUUGACAUUGAUAAGGAACACAUCGGUGACUGUUUAUUGAGCCCCGAGUAUGCCAAAGACAUCUUUGACUACCUCAAGAACAGAGAGGAGAGUUUUGUAUUAAGUGAUUACAUGCAGAAGCAGCCAGACCUAACACAAGACAUGAGGGGUGUUCUGGUUGACUGGAUGGUGGAGGUACAGGAAAACUUUGAGUUGAACCACGAGACGCUUUAUUUGGCAGUGAAGAUCACAGAUCAUUACCUGUCAGUGGCUGUUGUUAUGAGGGAGUCGUUGCAGCUCAUCGGCUCCACCGCCAUGCUCAUCGCUGCCAAGUUUGAGGAACGUUGUCCUCCAUCUGUCGAUGACUUCCUUUACAUUUGUGAUGAUGCCUACAAAAGACGGGAGCUACUGUCUAUGGAAGUGAACAUUUUGCAGGCACUCAACUUUGAAAUUAACAUUCCCGUGCCUUACCGCUUCCUCAGACGCUACGCAAAGGUAGCCGGUGUGAAUAUGGAGACGCUGACACUAGCACGCUACAUCUGUGAGUUGAGCCUGCUGGAGGUAGAGCUCGUGUCAGAGAGAUCGUCUCGACUGGCCUGCGCCUGCCUUCUGUUAGCUCUCAUCACCAAAGACCUGGGAGGAUGGACUCCAAUUUUGCAGUAUCACACCGGCUAUGCGUCGACUGACUUGAGUUGUUUGGUCAGGAGGUUGUAUGCAAUGCUGGCAAGCCCCUCAAAUGACAAACUUAAAGCUGUGGACAACAAAUACUCUCACAGAGUCUUUUUUGAGGUGGCAAAAAUUCCCUUGGUUCAUAUCGAUACGCUGGAAGAGGCAUUAACAGUGCAUUGAGAAUCAGCACUUGAGAUUAUUACACAUUAUUCCUGCAUUGUAAAUACGUUAUUUAUUUGUAUAAAGACAUAUAAUAAUGCUUAGAGUGCUGUUGUAGUUUUUUUAAAUAAUUGUUAACGUGUGCUGAUAUUUUGGCACGCAUUAGACAGAAACUCUCAAGACUGUUAGCAGAAUAUCUUAAGCAUUCUUAAACUUGUUCAUUUUAGCAAUUGUAUAUAUAAAAAGUAAUAUUAUGCCUUAUUUCUAAUUCAAAUGUUUUUGCAUUGUUAUUUGCGCAUUUAUAUGGAUAAACGCGAAAGAAUGGAUUUUAUGUAAAAUUAUGUCUUUUACAAUGUUAUUUAUCAUGAUAUUUCUUAACAGAACCAUUUUGUUUCAAUAUUGCUAUUUUUAAAUGGCUUUGCUUUAAAAAAAAAUAAAGAAAA
Triplophysa rosa is the source of this 1875-nucleotide messenger RNA. RefSeq names its product G2/mitotic-specific cyclin-B3-like. Gene Ontology annotation, biological process: regulation of cyclin-dependent protein serine/threonine kinase activity; mitotic cell cycle phase transition. The coding region runs from base 233 to 1453 and encodes 406 amino acids. Lineage: Eukaryota; Metazoa; Chordata; Actinopteri; Cypriniformes; Nemacheilidae. Gene Ontology annotation, molecular function: cyclin-dependent protein serine/threonine kinase regulator activity. The transcript is spliced from 11 exons. Gene Ontology annotation, cellular component: nucleus; cyclin-dependent protein kinase holoenzyme complex; cytoplasm. The record is from RefSeq and is a predicted model, not a curated record.